UAGUUACAUAAAAUUUUUAAAAAACUUAUAUGAUAGGAGACAAUUAGAAAAAUUUAAAACUGGACAUACCAAUACAAAUACUACAAACUUGGCCUAAAAUGGGUCUAUUAGACGUAAAAACAGUAGACUCUACUGCAAAUGUUAUCAACAAAGUUGACGUAACGUCCCCCGACUUGGAAGUUAUAACCAUCUUGUUAUUUGUAAUAGUAGCCCUUUUAGCAGCAAAUAUUUGCUUUAAAUUGUAUAGAAUGCACAAUAGGUGCUUAAAAAAAAAUAUACAGCCAGUAGAAGCAAUGAUUUAGACCAAGUCUAACAAAUUUAUUACCCACUGUUACAAUAAAAGGUUCAACCAAAGGUAAUGGACUGGAACCAAAUAUUAAUUAAAGCUAGACAAAUUAGAGAGGAAUUUUUGAAAACACAUAAGUGCCUAAACAACGACAGGGAAAUAAAGACAGAGACACUUAAUAAACAUAUCAAUAACCUAGUCAGCACACUUGAAAAACUUAGAGUUUUUCUAAAUGUCAACUAUAAUAGACUUACACAAGGUCAUAAAGUAGCAGCUGAAACAUUCUUUCUUGACAUUAGGGAAAAACUCAUAACGGUAGCCUCAAGAAAAGGAAUUACAAUAGAUAUCCCAACGUCACUACACGAGGAAAUAUCAUUUACACCACUACAAGAAAUUAUACAAACUCCCACAAUGACACAGACAGUAGUAGAAUUUAUAAAUACAGCAACAAAGCUUAUACCUGAUUUUGAUGGCAAAUCAGAAAAUUUACGUUCAUUCCUUGACGCACUAACUCUGGUUGAUGCGAUAAAAGGCGAACAUGAGGCAAUAGCCAUUUCCUUAAUUAAGACUAAACUUAAAGGAAAUUCGAGAAAUUUAAUUGACAAUGAAAAUACAAUUGCGGAAAUCAGUACCAAACUACGCACCACCGUAAAAGGUGAGUCAGUAGAAGUAGUGACUGCAAAACUUAUGAAUAUAAGACAAAGUAGCAAAACUGCUACAAAUUACUGCAAUGAAAUAGAAACACUAACAAAAUCAUUAGAAAAUGCAUAUAUAAAUGACGGCAUAAACUUAAAUUUGGCAAGUAAAUAUGCGACACAAGCAGCCGUAAGGGCAAUAACUAAAAAUUGCACAUUAGAAAAAGUCAAACUUAUUAUGGAAGCAGGUCAGUUUACUGACAUGAAUGAAGUAAUAAGCAAAUUUGUUGGAAGUUGUACAGAAGCUACAGGCCAACAAAAUACCAUGCUAUAUCAAACGGGGUAAAUCUAUUAAAACAUAUAUACAAAUCAAUGAUUUGUUUGUUAAAGGGAAAUUUGACUUAGGUCAAUUUUUCUCUAGGCUCGAUGAUGUGGCCGAUAAGCAUUCAAUUGACAAAUUACAAGUGGCACCUAGUGAGAAAAUUUUCGAAUUUGUCUCUAUAAAUGAAUUUAAAGAAAUGGGCAAUAAGAAAUUAAUUAAAAUGAAAGUAGCGCUACUGAAUGAGGUGACCCAAAUAAAUUAUAAAGAUGCAAAAACAAUUGAAAGUAUAUUAAAAAGAUAUCAUGAUGACCCGGCAGAAGGAGGUCAUUGUGGCAUUUCAAGAACCUUGAAUAAAAUAAAAAGAUACUAUUACUGGAAACACAUGACUAAAACAAUCACGAAAUAUGUUAAGAAUUGUCAUAAGUGUCAAAUAACCAAAGUCACAAAACAUAUAAAAAGUCCAAUGACUUUGACGCCAACACCAAACAAGGCAUUUGAUACAAUAUUCGUUGACACAAUCGGCCCGCUACCAUUGUCAGAAAAUGGAAAUGCAUACGCAGUCACGAUAAUAUGCGACAUGACUAAAUAUUUAGUGACAAUACCAACUAAAGAUAAAAAUGCAAAAACUAUAGCUAAGGCAAUUUUUGAUAAUUUUAUUCUCGUCUACGGUCCUAUGAAGACGUUCAUAUCGGACAUGGGCACGGAAUAUAAAAAUUCACUUUUAGAAGAAAUAUGCAAACUUUUAAAUAUAGAAAAACUAACAUCAACCGCCCACCACCACCAGACGUUAGGGACGGUCGAGAAAUCACAUAAAGCGUUUAACCAAUAUGUAAGGUCAUAUGUAUCGAUAGACAAAAGUGAUUGGGAUGAGUGGCUUAAGUAUUUUACAUACUGCUUUAAUACAACACCAUCAACUGUACAUGACUAUUGUCCAUACGAGUUAGUUUUUGGAAAACUUCCAAAUGGGUUUCAACAAUUUGAUCAGGUUGACAAAAUAAGCCCACUUUAUAAUUUAGAUAAUUACGCUAAGGAAAUUAGAUUUAGGUUAGAAAUAUCUCAUAAAAGAGCAAGGGAUAUGAUAGAACAAGCUAAGAUAGUACAAAAAUCUUAUUUUGAUAAAAAAGUUUUAGAUUAUAACUUUAAAAUAGGUGAUUUAGUUUUGCUAAAAAACGAAUCAGGGCACAAAUUGGACCCACAAUACAAAGGACCAUUUAAAAUUAAUAAUAUAGAUUUUAAAAAUAAUGUAACUAUAACUGAUAAGAAAACGGGAAAAACCCAAAUUGUACAUAAAAAUAGAAUUAAGAUAUAUAAUCAUUAAAACUAUUUUUUUUUAAGUUUAAAUAAAUUUAUAAACUAUUAUUAUAUUUAAUUACUUGCUAAAUAGGAAUGUUCAUACAAUAAACUCUGUAUGAGCAUUCUUUUAAAAAAGGAGGUGUAGUGUAACUGAAAGUCGACCAUGCUUAACGUUUAUAAUUAUUUAAUUUAUUCAUAACAACAAGGGUUUCAUAUUUCAGUUGUUUGAAUAUUUUGAAUAUAGAACUCACGCAUUGUCAGGCACACGUGCCAAACCGUCAAACAAACUAACUUUAAGCUUCAAUUUAUUUAUAAUAUUAUUUAUGCUUAUGCAGCAAUUAUUUCCCAUAAAUACCCCAAUAUGUUAGGCUAAGAAUUCAAUUGUAAAAGAACCUACAAAGCGACAUUGAGUUGCUCAGUAAAAUAAAUUCAAUACAAUUAAAACAUAAAUGAAUUGUUUCAUUCGAUACACUGCGAUCCUGCCAGCUUUUUGCGAAAAUUAAUUUGCAAAAAAGCUAUCCUGCCAACCGGUGCUUAGAUUUGAAUUGCACAGUGGCAGUCUAGUGCUUUGCUGCACAGAUCAGCCUGAAUCCUGGUUUGCUUAAAUUGCAACAUUUUUAAAAUUUUGUGCUUAAAAAUUAUGCACUAAAAAGCACUUUGACUUGAUCAGCCAA
Rhagoletis zephyria (snowberry fruit fly) is the source of this 3210-nucleotide messenger RNA. RefSeq lists its product as uncharacterized. The record is from RefSeq and is a predicted model, not a curated record. NCBI's taxonomy places the organism in Eukaryota, Metazoa, Arthropoda, Insecta, Diptera, Tephritidae.